Messenger RNA from Echinostoma caproni, 225 nucleotides. Lineage: Eukaryota; Metazoa; Platyhelminthes; Trematoda; Plagiorchiida; Echinostomatidae. The record is from the annotation of a GenBank genome assembly.
AUGGAUUCGUAGGAUUACGCAAAAUGGGCCCAGCAAUUGAUCAAUGUGUUAGAUGUGGAUAAAAAUGGAAAACUAUCCCUGGACGAACUGACAUCUGUUUUGCCGGAACCGAGAUUCGCAAAGAAAAUCGAGGAGCUUUUCAGAAAACACGAUGUGAACCAAGAUGGAGAAGUUGAUGUGAAAGAGUUACGCAAAUGGCUCGAAGCUGAGUACAAACGAGAGUGA